AUCAGCCCACGAAGUCGAAACGUCAGCUCGUUUUCGCUCCGAGCAUCCCGGACUCUGACGCGCCCCGCAGCUCCCACGGAGAAGGAACCCCAUGGCGACGGAGGAGGUCGCCGUCGAGAUCGUCGACGUCGACCGGUACGACGUGCCGGCGUCGCGCUUCGCCCCGAUCGCCGCCGGGGGCAGCAGCAAGUCCGACGCCAUCUCCGUCGAGCAGUACAUCGAGGACAGAGACCUCUACGAGGCGAUCGUCGCUUCUCUCCUCCAAACCAGGUCCCAAAGCCUCAACAACGGCGGCGGCGGCGGCGGCGACGACGACGACGUGCUAGUCCUGGACGCGGUUCCCGCCGGAACUCGGCCGUCGUCCUCGCGGAAGCGGAAGAAGCGCUACAGCGGCUCAUCGGUGACGGAGCCAGGUCAGGCGUCGAAUUCCAAGCCCGAUCCUUCGUUCGUCUGCGAAAUCUGCGUCGAGCCGAGGACGAGCGGCGACCUGUUUCGGAUCAAGGGCUGCAGCCACGCGUACUGCAACGAUUGCGUUGCCAAAUACGUGGCUUCGAAGCUUCAAGACAACGUGACGCGCAUAGGCUGCCCCGUCUCCGGCUGCGGCGGCGUUCUGGAGGCGGUGUACUGUAGGUCGAUACUCCCUCCGGAGGUGUUCGAUCGCUGGGGCAACGCGUUGUGCGAGGCCCUGAUUUUGGAGGCGGAGAGGUUUUACUGCCCGUUUAGGGAUUGCUCGGCGUUGUUGAUCCGCGACGGAGGCGAGGUCGUGAGGGAUUCCGAGUGUCCGAAUUGCCGGAGAAUGUUCUGCGCGCAGUGUCGAGUGCCGUGGCAUAUGGGGGUGGGGUGUGAGGAGUUUCAGAAGUUGAACGAGGGGGAGAGGGGGAGGGAGGACAUAAUGUUGAAGAAGCUGGCGGAGGAGAAGCAUUGGAGGAGGUGCCCCAAGUGCAGUUUCUAUGUUCAGAAGAUCGAUGGUUGUGCGUUCGUGAAGUGCAGGUGUGGAGUCGAAUUCUGCUACCGAUGUGGAACCCAGGCACAAGUGUCGCAUUAUUGUCCAAAGUGUCGGGGUUGAAUCCUCUCGGCAUGAUGUACAUAAUCUCUUCUUUAGGGUUUUGCAGCACAGCGGUGUAUACGUCCUGCGAUCUGUUUAACAUGAAACAAUUUCUGAAGUGGCUAGCAAGCUACUAGAUUUCGGUUCCUUUGUUGAGCUGAAUCUUGCACCUUUGUAACUUGUACAAUUGUGCUUGGAGAUUGUUAUCUUUAGCCAAA
This is a messenger RNA of Syzygium oleosum, 1263 nucleotides long. Its product is annotated as E3 ubiquitin-protein ligase RSL1-like. Gene Ontology annotation, biological process: protein polyubiquitination; positive regulation of proteasomal ubiquitin-dependent protein catabolic process; ubiquitin-dependent protein catabolic process. Bases 92 to 1066 code for a protein of 324 amino acids. Gene Ontology annotation, molecular function: ubiquitin protein ligase activity; ubiquitin conjugating enzyme binding; zinc ion binding. The transcript has 2 exons. NCBI's taxonomy places the organism in Eukaryota, Viridiplantae, Streptophyta, Magnoliopsida, Myrtales, Myrtaceae. The record is from RefSeq and is a predicted model, not a curated record. Gene Ontology annotation, cellular component: ubiquitin ligase complex; cytoplasm.